Messenger RNA from Petromyzon marinus (sea lamprey), 3482 nucleotides. It is a transcript of the gene DAPK3, whose product is annotated as death associated protein kinase 3. The record is from RefSeq and is a predicted model, not a curated record. Gene Ontology annotation, cellular component: cytoplasm; nucleus. Gene Ontology annotation, molecular function: ATP binding; protein serine/threonine kinase activity. Gene Ontology annotation, biological process: positive regulation of apoptotic process; protein phosphorylation; intracellular signal transduction. NCBI's taxonomy places the organism in Eukaryota, Metazoa, Chordata, Hyperoartia, Petromyzontiformes, Petromyzontidae.
CAGUCACGAAAGCUUUAAAACAAACAAAAAAAACCCCGUGUAUAUAAAGUUAACGCUUUCAGGAAGUAGGUGGUGCUGGUGGUGGUGGUCCUGGUUGUGCUGCUUCCGCGGAUUUCGUCUGAGGCGCCCGCAGAGCCGGCGAGGAGACGUCGCCUCUCGCCGGGCUAAUGGCGAGCUAAGCCGCCGAGUUCUCCUCCACGUCGCCUGCACCCUCCCUCCUCUCGCUACGGACUAUCCAACUUGAACACCACACCACAACACACACACCACACACACUUCAACCCACACUCUCGUCGCAGCGUCUCAAGAGGCACAAGGUUAGCGUGUUUGUGGUGGAGAGAUUCGCGUUUACCGGCUUUUUGCUCGGCGCGGGAGAGCGAAGCCUGCGGUCUUUCCUGAUUUUCCGGCCGGCUUUGGGGUGCCGAGACGCCGCCGGGAAGCGAGGAUCGUCGUCAACAACCGUGGUCAAUCCACUGCUGGAUGAAGGUGUCAUCAAUCCGUCACCUCCCGCCACGGUCCUGCGAUACAGCAAUCCACCCAGCAUCUGCAGUGUAAAUCUCUGGGCGUGUUCAAGCGACGCCCGCGGUGUUUGAUCGGAAAGGGAUGGCACCGAGGAGGGCGGACUGACCCGCGACCCCUUACCCUGUCGCCACUUCUGAUACCCUCGCCGCCACCGCCGCCGCCGCCAUGACCUUCAAGCAGACCAACAUCGAGGAGCUCUACGACUUCUCCGAGGAGCUUGGCAGCGGGCAGUUCGCCAUCGUGCGCAAGUGCCGCGAGAAGAGCUCUGGCGUGGCGUACGCCGCCAAGUUCAUCAAGAAGCGGCGGUCACGCGCCAGCCGCCGCGGCGUGAGCGAGGAGGAGAUCCUGCGCGAGGUGGACAUCCUGCGCGAGAUCGCGCACCCCAACAUCGUCACGCUGCACGACGUCUUCGAGAACCGCACCGAUGUCAUCCUGCUGCUUGAGCUCGUGUCUGGCGGCGAGCUGUUCGACUUCCUGGCGGAGAAGGAGUCGCUGACGGAGGAGGAGGCCCUGGACUUCUUGCGGCAGAUCCUGAGCGGCGUCGACUACCUGCACGGGCGCCACAUAGCACACUUUGACCUCAAGCCCGAGAACAUCAUGCUGCUGGACAAGAGCGAGCGACGGCCGCGCAUUAAGAUCAUCGACUUCGGACUGGCGCACAAGAUCGUCGACGGGAUGGAGUUCAAGAACAUCUUCGGCACGCCCGAGUUUGUCGCUCCUGAAAUCGUGAACUUUGAACCGCUGGGGCUGGAGGCCGACAUGUGGCUGAGCGGCGCCUCUCCGUUCCUGGGCGACAGCAACGAGGAGACGCUCGCCAACAUCACAGCCAUGAACUACGACUUUGACGAGGAGUAUUUUGGCCAGACGAGCGAGCUGGCCAUCGACUUCAUCCGCAAGCUGCUCGUCAAGGACCCCAAGAAACGUCUUCUCAUCAAAGACACGUUCAUCCACCAGUGGGUCAAGGGCAAGCAGCCGGCCCCGGCGCAGGCGGACCGCGACACCAGCAAGAAGGAGCGGCGCCGCCUCAAGCCGAGCCGCCUCAAGGAGUACACGAUCAAGUCGCACUCGAGCAUGCACCCCAACAGCACCUACGUGGACUUUGAGAGGUUCACGCGGGUCGUGGAGGAGCUGGCCAGUAUGGAGGAGGGCCUGGGCGCGCUGCAGAAGGGCCGCCGGCGCCUGCGCGAGGAGCUGGGCGUGCUGCUGGCCGCGUGCAGCGAGACCGAGGUUCACCAGCGGCAGGCGGGCGAGGCGGCGCGCCAAGAGAUGUCGCGCGCCCGCUACGAGGCCCGCAAGGCGGACGAGGGCUGGCGCCACGCGCGCGACGAGACGCGGGCCCUCGACGCGGCGAUCACGCACGUCGAGGGCCGCAUGGGCCGGCGCCAGGCGCAGCUGGAGGCGCUGGCGCAGGAGGUGGCGGCCGAGAUCACGUGGAUGCAGGAGGUGCUCGGCGAGGCGACCGCGGCGGCGGCGGCGGCGCCGCUGUCCAUCGCCGCCGGGAUCAACGGAGACUCGCACUGCUGAGACGCCGGGGACCGGGCCGCCGUGACGUCGCCGAGUUUGGUGUCGAUUUUAACUUGGGGGGGGGGGGGGGGGGGUGGUUGGGGGGGGGGGGGGUUCCGUCCACCGUUUGCGGUGGGGCGCCGCAUGGUGGCUGACCGGCUCGGGCGAAGAGUCUCGCGUUUGGUGCGGUUGUCGGCGGGGAAGUGGCUUCUCGGGUGACGGCUGUGGACUCGCUCGACGUAGGGCAAAGGGAUGCAUUUGCAGCGGAGACAUCCACGGGGGACCCUUUGACUCUUGAGACAUCAUAGACACCUGCGUGUAUGUUGAACUUCUUUCGCACCGUACGUAGCCAACCGCGCUUAACGGAGGUGCCGGGGAAGGACUGAAAACUUAAAGCAACAAACUUGAUGGCACCUUUCGUCCGCAUUUACUUUCGCAUAUAUCGACCGAUGUGCUAUAGUGAAAUCUAAAGACCCUGUUGCGAUAGCAACAUAGGUUGUCUUGUUUUGCUAUAGCAACGUCGGUAGAGCCAGUUACUGCAGUGAAGUCCAUAAAGGCCCAUUUACCAUGGUGAGGUUUGGGCACCCAUUUACCGCAGUGACGCACAAAACCAAUUAGUUACAUCAGUAGACCUAUCUGCCAUCAGGACAUCAAUAUACCCAUUCGCUAUGAUAUCAAUAGUUAACUAUUAAUCUGUUCGUCACUAUCGAUGUCGAGUAUCCGACAGAACCAUGAUAGCAACAUUUGUAGUCCAGUUUGGCAACAUCUUUACAUCAUAUUCUUGGUUCUUUCGGUAAAGUCACGUAGAAGGGAAACAAUAAAAUAAUAGAAAUAUUGAGCAAUAUUUUAUAUUUUUAUUAUAAAACAAUAUUUUAUGUAUUUAUUAUUUUAUUGUUUCCCUUCUACGUGACUUUACCGAAAGAACCAAGAAUAUGAAUCCCUGCAGUCACGAAAGCUUUAAAUCAAAAUCUUUACAUCAGUUUACUAAUUGUGUCAUCUGUAGACCCGUUUAAUGUGGUGAUGUUCACAGAGCCCGACAGCUCAAUGAUUUCGGAGCACUUUGGAAACGGUUAAUGGUCUUUUUUCUUUUAAGCCGCACUUUUAUCUUUUUACAUCUGCAGAGCCGUUUUCUCUCCCAGCGAGGGUGCCGGAGAGAAGGGGGGGGGGGGGGAGUGCUGUUGGGCUGAUCUGGUGGCCAGCUUUGUACUUUCAGAAUCGGGAAUCUUUAUUUAUACUGCAGGAGGAAUGCGGCGAGCCAUGAAGCUCUUCAUCCACAGGUGUCCUGUAUGGGCGGGUCGGCAGGUUACAACGGCAAACAAUACAACAUCUAGAAAAUGCUAAGCAAGUCGUGAAAUAUUCUUGGUUCUUUCGGUAAAGUCACGUUGAAGGGAAACAAUAAAAUAAUAAAAUAUAUAUAAAACAAUAAAAAUUCUCACGACGUUUCGACCAUAACACAA